CUCUCAUGCUGCGCAUAAACACCCCGCUUUUUGGUAGCGCUUCUCUCAAGGCUUCUUCUUAUACUCUCUAGAUCUUUCAGGAUGGCGAUCGUUGUUGAUCAGCGACCCUUUUUACAUACGAAUCCCGCGGUCUUCAAGGACACGUCCUGGUUCUUGGCAAAUAGCAGGCUGCCAACGCCCCGCGAGGUACGCGCUGCGACAACACUCCGGAGCGAAAACCCGUGUAUUGCAAGCACCGUCGCAUUCCCACGGCAGAAUCUUUUCGUCAAGUACGGCCCGCGGGUGAAGUCAUCGGAAGGUCAAUGCAUGCGUCUCGUCAAGUACUAUCUUGCAUCAAGUGUCCCAGUUCCUGAAGUUUAUGGAUGGGAUAAAGACGGUGAUGACGUAUUUUUAUAUAUGCAGUUGAUCAGCGGAGUCCCUCUCGACGAAUUAUGGUCGCAUAUCGGUCCCGAGCAGAAAGCGCUUUUGUGCGAGGAUAUCCGUCGCAUCGUGGAGAAUUUGGGCCACCUCAAACAAGAUCAUUCAGAGGUCGUUGGAUCUGUUACGAGAGAAAUGAUGACCGAUCAUCUCUUCCAAGACCUUUCGGACGGUCAGACUCCUGGCCCCUUCAAAACCGUGAAACAAUUCCACGAUUGGUUCAGCACUAUCGACCUACCCCCUGGCAUGGCACCAGAAUAUCGGCAUUGGCUGCCGGAUCAUGUCUCAAUACGCUUCACCCAUGCAGACAUACAUAGGGGAAACAUCAUGGUUUCUCCGGAUGUGAACGCCCCAAGAAUUCUAGCCCUCUUAGAUUGGGGGCAAUCUGGUUGGUAUCCGGAAUACUGGGAGUACUGCAAGGCUCGCCUCAUUGGUGAAUAUAGAAACGAGUGGAAGCUAUUUGCGGUGCCGCAUAUAUUUGGGGAGGCCCUGAAUCAGUGGUAUUGGCAAUGGCACUUUUUUCUUGAAAGAAUAGGCAGAUUUUGAGCAUAUGUAUUUGGUAUCAUUUACUGUUCUCCUCAGGGGUCAUUAAAGAAUAUUAUGCUGAGAAAUGAC
Lindgomyces ingoldianus is the source of this 1032-nucleotide messenger RNA. Its product is annotated as kinase-like protein. The coding region runs from base 82 to 963 and encodes 293 amino acids. The transcript is spliced from 2 exons. NCBI's taxonomy places the organism in Eukaryota, Fungi, Ascomycota, Dothideomycetes, Pleosporales, Lindgomycetaceae. The record is from RefSeq and is a predicted model, not a curated record.